Messenger RNA from Vanderwaltozyma polyspora DSM 70294, 915 nucleotides. Its product is annotated as SEC14 family lipid-binding protein. The record is from RefSeq and is a predicted model, not a curated record. The transcript has a single exon. Bases 1 to 915 code for a protein of 304 amino acids. Lineage: Eukaryota; Fungi; Ascomycota; Saccharomycetes; Saccharomycetales; Saccharomycetaceae.
AUGUCCUCCGUUGAUGAAAAGACUUUGUUAGAGUCCUAUCCGCAAACAUGUGCUCCAGGUUCUAUAUCUGGUACUCCAGGUAACUUAAACGAUGCCCAAUCUAAAGCCUUGGCUGAAAUGAGAAAGAUCUUAACUUCAAAGGGUUAUACUCUAAGAUUAGACGAUUCCACUCUAUUAAGAUUUUUAAGAGCAAGAAAGUUUGAUGUAAAUUUAGCUCUUGAAAUGUUCGAACAAUGUGAAAAAUGGAGAAAAGAAUUCGGUACUGAUACUAUCUUAACUGAUUUCCAUUACGACGAAAAGCCUUUGGUUGCUAAAUACUAUCCACAAUACUACCAUAAAACUGAUAAGGAUGGCCGUCCUGUUUAUUUCGAAGAAUUGGGUGCCGUCAAUUUACCAGAAAUGUUAAAGAUCACCUCUCAAGAAAGAAUGUUGAAAAAUUUAGUUUGGGAAUACGAAGCUUUCGUUAAAUAUAGAUUACCUGCUUCUUCAAGAUACAGCAAGAACUUGGUCGAAACAAGUUGUACUAUUUUGGAUUUGAAGGGUAUCUCCAUCUCAAGUUUUUACAACGUUAUCGGCUACGUCAAGGAAGCUUCAGUUAUUGGUCAAAACUAUUACCCAGAAAGAAUGGGUAAAUUUUACAUUAUAAACGCUCCUUUUGGUUUCUCCACAGGUUUCAGAUUGUUCAAACCUUUCUUAGACCCAGUCACCGUCUCAAAGAUUUCUGUCUUGGGUUCAUCUUACAAGAAAGAGUUGUUGAAACAAAUACCUGAAGAAAAUUUACCAGUCAAAUUCGGUGGUAAGUCUGUUGUCGAUGACAAACAAGGUGGUUUAUACUUGUCUGAUGUCGGUCCAUGGAGAAAUCCAAAAUACAUUGGCCCAGAAGGUGAAGCCCCACAUGCUUUUGCAUUGAACUGA